AUGGCCGAAGGAAUUGACACUUUGCAAACCCUGUACUCGCGUUCGGAGAGGUCGUUUUUUCUGACGGCCCUUCUUCAAACGCAGCGUGCGGGUCUCGUCGCACUGCUAGACGAGACCAAGGAAAUCAACAAUCAGCUGUUCACGAGGCUCCCAGCUGUCCCAGGCCGGUGGAUAGCCACUCCAGUGGACGAGGUAACUCAUCCGGACGCCAUUCACGUCGCGUUGGUUCAAAAUACGUUCCUCUAG
Molecule: messenger RNA, 246 nt
Organism: Peronospora matthiolae
Lineage: Eukaryota; Oomycota; Peronosporomycetes; Peronosporales; Peronosporaceae
Source: the annotation of a GenBank genome assembly